CUGGAGAAACGAUGCAUUCCAUACUCCAAGUUCAGAAACACCUGUGGCCAGAAAUGUCGGUGUAGCCUGAGGGGGACCCAAUACUGCAGCCUGGGCGAAACGUGCAACACCCUUUUCGAAGUGAACGGACAGCCGUGUGAGCCAGGAACGUACUUUAUGAAGGACGACUGUAACUGGUGCUACUGUAUGAAUGGACUCGUUCAAUGUAACAAUUACAAGAGUACGACCACACCUGCGACAGAAUGCUUCUUCAACGGUGUGGUCUGGAGUUCCAGGAACGACUGUAACUGGUGUGGCUGUCAGAACGGUGUCUUCCAGUGCUCCCAGUUGACCUGUCAAGGUAACCAGACGGUCGACUGUAUUCCUGGUUCCUCGUUCUUUGACGAGUGCUUCCAGUACUGUACCUGUCCCGAGACAGGGCUUAGACAGUGUCAAACAGCCUCCUGUCUCACAGAUCUCUGGAUGCAUGCACAGCCUUGUGACAUAGGAACUUUCUUCACCCACGACAACAAGUGGUGCCGGUGCAGUGAUCAGGGAGUGGAGUGCUCCAAGCUGCAGCUCCUCACCAGUACUGAGAGGAUAGGAAAUUCCUCAGAGUUGAAGGUUAGCAGUAAUGAUUCAAGGCUGACGCGUUCCUUGGACAGUGACACUCAAGGCUUGGACAGUGACACUCAAGGCUUGGACAGUGACACCCGAGGCUUGGACAGUGACACUCAAGGCUUGGAGAGUGACACUCAAGGCUUGGACAGUGACACCCGAGGCUUGGACAGUGACACUCAAGGCUUGGAGAGUGACACUCAAGGCUUGGACAGUGACACGCAAGUCUUGGACAGUGACACCCGAGGCUUGGACAGUGACACCCGAGGCUUGGACAGUGACACUAAAGGCUUGGACAGUGACACUCAAGGCCUGGACAGUGACACCCGAGGCUUGGACAGUGACACUCAAGGCUUGGACAGUGACACUCAAGGCUUGGACAGUGACAGUCAAGGCUUGGACAGUGAUACUCAAGGCUUGGACAGUGACACUCAAGGCUUGGACAGUGACACUCAAGGCUUGGACAGUGACACUCAAGGCUUGGACAGUGACACUCAAGGCUUGGACAGUGACAUUCAAGGCUUGGACAGAGACACUCAAGGCUUGGACAGUGACACUCAAGGCUUGGACAGUGACACUCAAGGCUUGGACAGUGACACUCAAGCCUUGGACAGUGACACCCGAGGCUUGGACAGUGACACUCAAGGCUUGGACAGUGACACUCAAGGCUUGGACAGUGACACUCAAGGCUUGGACAGUGACACUCAAGCCUUGGACAGUGACACCCGAGGCUUGGACAGUGACACUCAAGGCUUGGACAGUGACACUCAAGGCUUGGACAGUGACACUCAAGCCUUGGACAGUGACACCCGAGGCUUGGACAGUGACACUCAAGGCUUGGACAGUGACACUCAAGCCUUGGACAGUGACACCCGAGGCUUGGACAGUGACACUCAAGGCUUGGACAGUGACACUCAAGGCUUGGACAGUGACAGAGAGUGUAAUGGGACGGCAUGGGAGGAGGCGAGACUGUAACCUGUGUGGCG
Molecule: messenger RNA, 1583 nt
Organism: Cherax quadricarinatus
Lineage: Eukaryota; Metazoa; Arthropoda; Malacostraca; Decapoda; Parastacidae
Source: RefSeq, a predicted model, not a curated record